AUGCACACGGCGCCUGGUUGGGCUGUCACCGCACGAUCAUCUGACUAUGCUUUGGCACCUUGUCGUCAAAGCGCGCGAUUUCGUCGGGUAUCCUGCGCUUUGCCGGCAAGGUUCUGUGUUGCCGCCGGGCCGGCCAUUGUGAACGCAUGGCGAAGGUGCACCGGCCGCACGAUGCGCAUGGCGCGCAGGUCCCCGAAGCAAGUGGCAGACUUGAUCUUCGAACACUACAAAGAGGGGCGUGCUGAAGCGGCCAUGGCGCUUUUCGAAGAGCUGCCGCCAGAGUUCCAGCAGCGUCCGUACAUCCGCAACUCAGUGCUGGGAGCCUUUGCAAAUGCUGGUGACUUGGAAGGUGCUGUUCGCUGGUUCAACACGUACCCGGAGGCAGGUGCCGACCCGAGCGUGAAGUCUUUUGGGAAGUUGGUCGAGGCAGCUGCUUCCGCCGGCAAGCCGGAUGUGGCCAAAUCCUGGCUCGAUAAGUUGGAGGAGCGCUUCGGCCUGUGUGAUCCCCUGGUUUUCAGCAUGAUCAUCAAUGCCUAUGCCAAAGCGAACUCUCCGGCCUUAGCUAGUGAUUGCUUCCAAGAGAAGCUGCAGAGGUUUGGGGAAGUGAACCUGGUGGACGUGAACACGGUCGUCGAUGCCUUUGCCCGGCUGGGAGAUUCCGGCGGCGCGCGGCGAUGGUUCGAGCGGGCCCAGGCUGAGGGCUUCGAGCCAGACCUCACCUCGUACACGGCCCUCAUCAGCGCCGUGGCCCGGUCGACUCAGCGCUCUGCUGCCGAAGACUGCCUAAGUCUGCUGGGGUCGAUGCAAGCUGCCCGGCUCACGCCAGAUGUCGUUGCACACAACGCUGUGAUUUCCGCAUAUUGCAGAAGCCAUCAGACGGACAAGGCCCGACUCCACCUGCACAGCGCGGGCCAGUCGCAGGUCCGUCUUGAUGCAUUGUCUUUCACACCGAUCGUCCAAGUAUGUGCAGAAGAGGGGCAAGUGCAGGGUGCGCUGGCCUGGCUGGAAACCAUGCGUUCUCAAAGCAUCUCCCCUGACGUGACUGCAUACACCAACGUGCUGCUCGCCUGUGCUCGAGCAGCUGACUCCAAAGGGGCGAGGGAAGUGUUCGACAAAAUGCUGAUGGACAAAGUGCAGCCAGACAUUGUUGCCAUGAACACACUCAUCAACUCCAAUGCCAGGUCCGGAGAUGUGGAUGCUGCGCUUUACUUUCUUCAGAUGAUCAAAGAACAGCCAGGCCUCACUCCCACUGUGCAGACCUACACCCCUAUUUUGCAGGGACUUGGCCAUUCGAGCAGAUUGGCCGAAGCCAUGGCCCUCGCCGAGGAUGCGGUGGCCUUGGGUUUGCAGCCAGAUGUCACUCUCUACAACGUGCUCCUCCAGGCAUGUAUCAAGGCAAAAGAUGCGGAUUCGGCUGAAGCGGUGCUACAACGGAUCGCAGAGCAAGGGCUCAAACCUGAUGAGCACAGUUACCAUGCACUCAUACGCGUCUAUGCUGAGUUGGCUCGCGUGGAUGCAGCUGCGGAUGUUAUCGCUCGAAUGCAGGAGGCCGGAGUGCGGCCGAACCAGUAUGUCUGGACGGGCAUGCUGAGGGCCUGCGAGAAAGGGAAGGAACCCACCUGGGCCUGUGUGGCCUUCCGAACUUUGGUGAAACAGGGUAUCGAAGUAGACAGCAUGCUGCUGAGCCGUCUCUCUGCAGCGGUGCCCCUGUCCAUGGCAAGCAGCCUUCAGGAAGAACUGAGGAUGCCGACACCGAGCAGACGGUUUUGA
Molecule: messenger RNA, 1770 nt
Organism: Symbiodinium necroappetens
Lineage: Eukaryota; Dinophyceae; Suessiales; Symbiodiniaceae
Source: the annotation of a GenBank genome assembly